AUGAUUCUUUAUUGUUCCAAUGAUAUUAGAUCAUUAAACAUUUCAAGUGAUAUGCCUAGCUCAGUUUUAACAUCUUUAUUAUUAGAAAAACCUGAAAUUAUCAUUGCUACUCCAGGUAAAUUAAUGACGUUACUUGAUACAAAUGUUGAAUCGGUAUCAUUAGAAGAAUUGAAGUUUUUAGUAAUCGAUGAAGUCGAUUUGGUUUUAACAUUUGGCUAUAAGGAAGAUUUAUCUAAGAUUGCCGAAUAUUUGCCCUUAAAGAAAAACUUGCAAACCUUUUUAAUGAGUGCUACAUUAAAUGAUGAUAUACAAGAGUUAAAGAAAGAAUUCUGCCGUGCUCCUGCAAUUUUAAAAUUUAACGAUGAUGAAAUUAGUAAAGAUAAAAAUAAGUUAAUUCAAUACUAUGUUAAAACUAGCGAAUUUGAUAAGUUCCUAUUAUGCUAUGUGAUCUUUAAGUUAGGUUUAAUCAAGGGUAAAACUUUAAUCUUUGUUAAUAACAUAGACAGAGGAUAUAGAUUGAAAUUAGUCCUUGAACAAUUCGGUAUUAAAUCAUGUAUUUUAAACAGUGAAUUACCAGCAAACUCCAGACAACAUAUAGUUGACCAAUUCAAUAAAAAUGUUUAUCAUUUAUUAAUAGCCACUGAUGAUACAGAAUACAUCAAGGAAGAAGAUGAAGAGAAUGAUGAUGAAAUAGAGACUAAUUCAGAGGAACAGGAUAAAGUCGAGGACUCGAAUGAUACUAAAGAUAAAAAGGGAAAGAAAGCCUCUAAGAUAAAGAAGGAUAAAGAAUUUGGUGUUUCAAGGGGUGUUGAUUUCCAAAAUGUUGCUUGUGUAUUAAACUUCGAUCUACCAACUACCGCAAAGUCUUAUGUUCACAGGAUAGGUAGAACAGCAAGAGCAGGUAAAACCGGUACUGCUAUUUCAUUUGUUGUUCCAUUGAAAGAAUUUGGUAAACAUAAGCCAUCUAUGUAUCAAAGUACUAAGAGAGAUGAAAAAAUAUUAUCCCGUAUUAUUAAACAGCAAAGUAAAUUGGGAUUAGAACUUCAACCAUACUCUUUUGAUACUAAACAAAUUGAAGGUUUCCGUUAUAGAAUGGAAGAUGGUUUCCGUGCAGUUACACAAGUUGCGAUCAGAGAAGCUAGGGUUAAGGAAUUGAAAGAUGAAUUACUAGCAAGUGAAAAGUUGAAGAGACAUUUUGAAGAAAAUCCACAAGAAUUACAAAGUUUGAGACAUGAUAAGGAAUUACAUCCAUCUAGAGUUCAACAACAUUUGAAGAGAGUUCCAGAUUACUUACUACCAGCUGAAGCUAGAGAAGGUAAGAAGAAGGUAGGAUUCGUUCCUUUCCACAGUGUCAAAAAAUCAAAUCGUCACAAGAAGAAUAAUAAAGUCUUCAAAAAAAGAAGUGGUUCAAAGUCUGAUCCAUUGAAAAACUUCAAAUAG
Molecule: messenger RNA, 1440 nt
Organism: Vanderwaltozyma polyspora DSM 70294
Lineage: Eukaryota; Fungi; Ascomycota; Saccharomycetes; Saccharomycetales; Saccharomycetaceae
Gene: DBP9
Product: ATP-dependent DNA/RNA helicase
Exons: 1
Coding region: 1-1440 (479 amino acids)
Cellular component (GO): nucleolus
Molecular function (GO): ATP binding; nucleic acid binding
Source: RefSeq, a predicted model, not a curated record